AUGGCAAAAAAGAAUCAUCAACACUGUGAGAGAGGAGAGAGUGCAGGCUGUGUGGGCUCAGUAGACUCUGCACUGUCCUCGGGUCCACUGGCUCCUGUCAAGGACCUGGGAGGACAGGGAAUCUCAGGACACUUUCCAGUUGCUUCUGCCACAACGAUCUCUGCCAUCUCAGUGCCUCUGAUGUCCCCUAACGUGCCUCUCACAAAGGAUCUCCUUCAUCCCUCUCCAGAGAAGGAAAAGAAGAAACACAAGAAAAAGCACCUGGUGCAGAGCCCCAGUUCCUACUUUAUGCAUGUGAAGUGCCCAGGAUGCUAUAAAAUCGCCACGGUCUUUAGCCAUGCACAGACGGUAGUCUUGUGUGUCGGCUGCUCCACUGUCCUCUGUCAGCCUACAGGCGGGAAAGCAAGACUGACAGAAGGAUGCUCCUUCAGGAGGAAGCAGCAGUGA
Arvicola amphibius (Eurasian water vole) is the source of this 447-nucleotide messenger RNA. RefSeq names its product 40S ribosomal protein S27-like. Gene Ontology annotation, molecular function: structural constituent of ribosome; RNA binding. The record is from RefSeq and is a predicted model, not a curated record. Gene Ontology annotation, cellular component: ribosome; cytosolic small ribosomal subunit. The transcript is spliced from 4 exons. The coding region runs from base 1 to 447 and encodes 148 amino acids. Gene Ontology annotation, biological process: ribosomal small subunit assembly; translation. NCBI's taxonomy places the organism in Eukaryota, Metazoa, Chordata, Mammalia, Rodentia, Cricetidae.